ACUCCAGACUGCUUCUAGGGAGGCAUCAUGUAUCACACAAUGCAGACUGCUGUCUCAUUGUGUUCACUGUCGUGGGGAGGAGGGCUCUUUCACUCCAUUAGCUCACCAUGCACCUCAUUCAGAUUAACCAUGAGUGCCUACUCUACCUCUUUACCUUCUUGGACAAGGACAGUCGCAAGAGAGUAUCCCUCACGUGCCGCCGGCUCCGAGAGGUGUUCCUAGAUUCUCACCUGUGGUCUGUGCUCCACUUUAGCUCCCCAUGCCAGCUUAGGAGGGACAAUUUUGUGCUGGGGCCCUCGCUGCACUACCUGUCUGUGUGUUGGCACUCCAGCAGGGUCAAAGUGUGCAACAUUGAGGACUGGAUGAAGAGCACAUUUCAGAAGGACAUCUGUAGCAAACAUGAAAGUCUGGUUAGCGCAUUGUUGGACCAAGUCUGCCUGACGUGUCCAAACCUUCUUUCCCUGACCUUGUCUGGCUGUGGACACAUCACGGACCAAGAUGUAGUGGCUUUGCUGCACAGCUGCAGGAGGCUGAAAAGCCUCAAUCUGGAGAACUGCGUCCGGGUUACCGACUGUGUCCUGCAGGCUGUGGUAGCUCAUGGGGCCAGCCUGGUGGACGUGAGGGUGGACUUCUGUCGCAACGUGACUCAGGCAGGCCUGCAGGUGAUCAGGGAGAGGAGGCCAUCCAUAAAACUCAGCGCAGAGAGGAGUGCAGGCAUGAUCCCGGACAGCAAGCCUGACGAGCGGCUACAACUCAGAAGGGCUCUGCAGAAAGUCCUGCAAUCCUCCUGAUGUGCCCUUUGAUGAUUUAAUUUGAUGGUGUUUUUAUAGAAAGUACUUGCAUUUGUUCUUAUUAUUUACAUUACAUUUUUACGUAAACAUUUUUUUUCAUGUAUUUAAAUGGUUUUAUACUAAAUAUGUUUUCAAUGGCAAGCUACAGUGUUUCCCACACAGACUAAUUUGUGGAGGUGCACCACAGAAUCAACACCGGCCGCCACAUAUUGCG
Hypomesus transpacificus is the source of this 1005-nucleotide messenger RNA. It is a transcript of the gene fbxl22, whose product is annotated as F-box and leucine-rich repeat protein 22. The record is from RefSeq and is a predicted model, not a curated record. Gene Ontology annotation, cellular component: SCF ubiquitin ligase complex. Gene Ontology annotation, molecular function: protein binding. The coding region runs from base 108 to 791 and encodes 227 amino acids. Gene Ontology annotation, biological process: SCF-dependent proteasomal ubiquitin-dependent protein catabolic process. NCBI's taxonomy places the organism in Eukaryota, Metazoa, Chordata, Actinopteri, Osmeriformes, Osmeridae. The transcript is spliced from 2 exons.